AUGGCGAAAUCCAGCGGAAUAUCCAAGGAUGAUCUGGAGAUCGUGUGCCAGGAGAAGGGUGUGGAUAUCCCUUUCAACGCGUCCAGAAGCGUCAUGAAGGCGGCGCUCAUGAGCAUGGUGGAGGCUUAUCGGGCAGAGGUGGAAAGCACUAACAGCGUCAGCAUCGAAGAGGACGGCCCAACAGUGGACCUUCCGUGUCCAGACUUAGGAGAAAGUGAGGGCCGCAGGCAGGAGUUUAGGGAAGCUCAGCUCUCUGACCCAUCCCUGGAAGGACCGUACACGGUCGCAAAAUGCCUAAGCGACAUCACCUACGUGGUGUCAUUUGACAGCGAUGGUAGGAGACAGCGUAUCUACCAUGAAAACAUGUUAAAGGCAUGUCACGAGCGUGUGGAGUCGGUAGCCGUUGUGUGCUGCCUGCCGAUGGAGGAACCAGGAAAGGAUUCCAUUCCCGACCUCCUCGCGGAUGCCAAGGGUGAGGGUGGUGUAGAGGAAGUUAGCUGGAGCAGUGAGCUUGGUAACCCCAAGAGGGAGCAGCUGGAGUCAGUGCUGCAGUCCUUUGAGGCCCAGUUCAGCAGGAAGCCCGGCCUGACUUCCCUACAUGCCUAUCAUGUAGACACUGGCGAGAACAGGCCGAUUCGGCAACCCGCGUAUCGGGACUCACCAGAGGCGCAGGCGAGUAUCUACCAAGAGGUGCAGGAGAUGUGUGCCAUGGUCCCAGACCUCUCCGGCGACCACGGCAGUGAGGGCAGCCCCCGGCGCGCUGAGAAGAGUGUGCGCACCGGGGGAGAGGGGAACCGCUGCAGCCUUGAGAUCAGUUCCCGCUGCAGCCAUCAGAGGAUGGACAAGCACAGGAGUCACAGGACAGAGAGGAUAAUAAAUAUCACCCUGGAGAUCAUCUACCUGCUGACUGGGGAGGGUGAAGCCCAAUUAAAUAAUAUUAAAGUCAAAGAUACAGAGGGAGAAGAAGAGACGUGUGUGACUGAUAUAAAGGCAGAAGAUAUAGAGGGAGAAGAAGAGACGUGUGUGACUGAUAUAAAGGCAGAAGAUAUAGAGGGAGAAGAAGAGACGUAUGUGACUGAUAUAAAGGCAGAAGAUAUAGAGGGAGAAGAAGAGACGUAUGUGACUGAUAUAAAGGCAGAAGAUACAGAGGGAGAAGAAGAGACGUAUGUGACUGAUAUAAAGGCAGAAGAUACAGAGGGAGAAGAAGAGACGUAUGUGACUGAUAUAAAGGCAGAAGAUAUAGAGGGAGAAGAAGAGACGUAUGUGACUGAUAUGAAGGCAGAAGAUAUAGAGGGAGAAGAAGAGACGUAUGUGAGGGGUGAUCAGCAGUGUAAGGAGAAGGAGAUCCCUACAGAUAUCAGCACAGAUGGACACACAAGCAGGAACAUCUCAGAAGGACAUCUAAUGUUAUCCCCGGAUUGUGACAUAAAAGAUAAUGACAGUAGACAGGAUUCUCCGGGAGAUAACCCCAUUACCCCAAUUAUACAUCCAACUAUAUCAGCUGAUCCCUCUGAUCCUGGGAAAUGUUCUCCUGAUCACUCUGAUAUUGGUGCAUCUGUUACAGCUCUGAGAGUAGAUACAGUGUUUCCCUGUUCUGUAGAUGCCAAAUGUUUUACACAGAACACAAAGCUUAUUAACCAACAGACAGGUAAGGCAGGUGAGAGGCCACUGAUAUGCUCUGAGUGUGGGAAAUGUUUUACGCACAAAUCACAUCUUGUUAUACAUCAGAAACGUCACACAGGCGAGAAGCCAAUUUCUUGUUCUGAGUGUGGGAAAUGUUUUGCGCAGAAAUCACAUCUUGUUAUACACCAGAGAAGUCACACAGGUGAGAAGCCAUUUUUCUGCUCUGAGUGUGGGAAAUGUUUUGCACGGAAAUCAGAUCUUGUUAGACAUCAGAGAAGUCAUACAGGUGAGAAUCCAUUUUCUUGCUCUGAGUGUGGGAAAUGUUUUGCACUCAAAUCAGAUCUUGUUAGACAUCAGAGAAGUCACACAGGUGAGAAGCCAUUUUCUUGCUCUGAGUGUGGGAAAUGUUUUGCACGGAAAUCAGAUCUUGUUAUACAUCAGAGAAGUCACACAGGUGAGAAUCCAUUUCCAUGUUCUGAGUGUGGGAAAUGUUUUACAAUCAAAUCAGAUCUUGUUAGACAUCAGAGAAGUCACACAGGUGAGAAGCCAUUUUCUUGCUCUGAGUGUGGGAAAUUUUUUGCACAGAAAUCAAAUCUUAUUAAUCAUGAGAGAAGUCACACAGGUGAGAGGCCAUUUUCUUGCACUGAGUGUGGGAAAUGUUUUGCACGGAAAUCAGUUCUUUUAAGACAUCAGCAAACUCACACAGGUGAGAAGCCAUUUUCUUGCACUGAGUGUGGGAAAUGUUUUGCACAGAAAUCACAUCUUAUUCAUCAUGAGAGAAGUCACACAGGUGAGAAGCCAUUUUCUUGCUCUGAGUGUGGGAAAUGUUUUGCACAGAAAUCACAUCUUAUUCAUCAUGAGAGAAGUCACACAGGUGAGAAGCCAUUUUCUUGCUCUGAGAAAUAAAUCAUCUCAUGUUGCACACAAUAGACAUCACUCAUAAUAAACUUACCUGACCCUUGCCUGGAAACGUCCAUGUAUGAAGGUAUGGGAGAUACCUGCUGCAGUCCCUUCUACUUACAUUUGGGAGGUACGGUUGUUUUGUGGGAAGUACAGCAAAUAGUAAAUGAUACAUUGGCUCCAUAACGUCUCGCUGACCCUCUGAUUUUUACAAAGGCAUGUUACACAAAAUGACAUUUGCAUUAACAACCAUUAAUUAAACAAAAACACAACGCAAUUUUUCCCCAAAAAACUUUAUCUAUAAAAAAAAUAUAUUAAAAAAUUGCCAAUUCUGGUCUUCCUUCAUUGACUCUAUCAGGAGAACAAGAGCCUUUUUUGCAAGGACUGUGCCAACAGUAGCCAGUAGAGGAAUCAGGCGUAUCCCACAGAAUAUCUUUGCUACCACCAUACAUUGGGGAGAGAAGAUAAAGUGCAGAUUUCUGAACAUUGCUUUUAGAAAGAACUUAAGAAGUGCAUAGAUCACAAUGAUCACAAGUCCGGGACAAUGAGGUCAAGAAACCAACGCUGGGGUACUAAUCACCUCAAUACAGGACACUUGGAGCAAGAGACUAGGGUAAGGGCAACAACAAUUUUUGAAACAACUAAAAAACCAGUUUGAAAAAAAUCUAAUAAUUUAAAAAAUGAGUAUCGUCCAGUACAGAGGACUGUGUACUCAGCAUGUCUAAGUACGUACCACUGGACGACGCGCUGGAGUGGGAGGAGGGGGUGGGCUGUGUGGGUCCUGGCUGAAAACAGCUCGAUUGUUGAGGGUUUCCUGGUGCAUACUGCAUGGGUUGGUGAUGUGGGUAGGUGGGUGGGGUCACAUUUGGGGGACAGCAUCUGGCAGGUGGUGUUAUCUCACAUGCCUUGACAAGACACUCAUCAUUUGCAUGUCAGAUAGCAUCAAGUACCAGAUGCUUGUAGAUCUUCUUUUGACCCUCAUUCAUCAGUCGCAUCUCCGCCGCGAUGUAAUUGCCAAGUUUGCUCCAGUCCAGGGCCCUAUUAAGAACCUCCUCAACGUGAGUAAACAACUGUUGUGAUCUGGGCGGGGCAGAAGUUGGUUUCCAGAUGAACUCCGCUGUUUCAGGGGUCGUGGCUGUGGGGUUGGGUUGUCCACUUCAGUUGCCUCACUCAUGGUAGACUCCACUUCCAACUCCGGUGUAAUAUCCUGCAAUAUAAAACAAAACUGAACUCCAUGUAAAAAUGUGUGUGUACAAUACAAUACAAAUGUGUGUGUAUUUACCAGAUCCAGACUCUCCGAUGUCUCCUCUUCCACAAGAGUGGGAGAAUCCGGAUCCAGAUUACACUGUGACCUUAUCCUUGGCUCUUGCUCCAAAGUGAUUUUCAUGAGGUCAUAAAACCACAGCGUUGGCUUGUAAACCUCAUCCGUCCCGUCUCCUGAACGUUGUGAAUACAUGUACUUCUUGUGCUCCUAUAAAAACACUGUUAGCUGUUCCUGUCUCUAUUGUAUCUGAUCAGCUGGUCAUAUGCCCGAUUCCUCUGUGUCCUGUUGGCAUAGUCCACGCUUAUCACACGGCACAGGAACUCGUUCUCGUGAUACAAUUCAAUGAAUUCAGACCAGAAUUUGUGAUUUUCCUCUGCUGACACAUCUGUGGGAAAAAUAUUAUACACAAUUUAUCUACAAAGUACAAGUGUAAUGUACACACCUAUGUCAUACAACCUGUAUAGUAACGCACAAAUAGCAACUUCAUUUAUGAGCACCCAGCUGAAAAUAGAAACCCAUCUCCAGCACCGUUACACAUUAUUACACACUGUUAUGCCCAUUACAUCUAAUGCUACACACCGUAAUGCUCAUUACACAUUAUUACACACCGUAAUGCCCAUUACACCUAAUGCUACACACUGUUAUGCCCAUUACACAUUAUUACACACCGUAAUGCCCAUUACACCUAAUGCUACACACCGUUAUGCCCAUUACACAUUAUUAUACAUCCGUUACACAUUAUUACACAGUGUAAUGCCCAUUACACAUUAUUAUACAUCCGUUACACAUUAUUACACAGCGUAAUGCCCAUUGCACAUUAUUACACAGUGUAAUGCCCAUUGCACAGUAUUACACAUCCGUAAUACCAUUAACAUAUUAUGCUGCAAACCGUUAUGCCCAUUACACAUUAUUACACACCUAUGCCCAUUAUACAUUAUUAUUAUUGCGCUACUUGUAAUCGGUCUACCUCAUUCAGUGGGAUAACAGCAGAUGUCAUUUUUUUUUUUACAUUUUUUUUUUUUCAAUUUACAUGAACAAAAUAAGACAUAAAAGACAAAGUCAUAUUAGAAAAAUUUAGCACGACCGACACAUGAUUUACAUCUAGCAUAGAAAUUUCCAAAAUAAAGGGAAAACAUCUUUUCCAGAAGUGUGUUGUAUAUAGCAAUAAGCUCUCAUUAGGGGUUAAACUAAAUAGGCAUAGUGAUACUGUAUUUUUCAGCCGGCAGUACGCCUUUGACGUAUUUAUCGUACAGAUUCUGUAUAACAGUAAAAAUAUAUAGACAAACUAACAAAGAACAUAAGAAGGAAAGAAAGAAAGAAUAGAGAGGGGGGAUUUGAGGGGGUUGGAUGAGGGGUAGUUUGGGGUUUGUCUCCUAAAUCUGCCAGGAUCCAUCGAUAUAUCGUAACUGACUUAACUUCAAACUAUUCAGCAAUUGUAUUGAUUCAGUAAAUACUUAAAGGGGGAGCAGCUAUCCACCUAAACAUCUCAGAAAUACUUGUGACCUAUAGCUAAGGUUAUCUAGACGUAUCUAGGGAGACAUAGAUGUGGGCUUGCAUCUCCAUUGUUUCAGCAAAUACUUAAAGGGGGAGCAGCUAUCCACCUGAAACAUCUCAGAAAUACUUGUGACCUAUAGCUAAGGUUAUCUAGACGUAUCUAGGGAGACAUAGAUGUAGGCUUGCAUCUCUAUUGAUUUUGAUGAAAUGAAAACUCCCCACUUCCGGAGAAAGUUCAAAUCUUUCUCCGGGUUGUCUUGAGUCGUCUCAUAUCGAUCAUAAUACAUAUACCUCAUAAGGAGAUCAUCUACCUCUCUCAGUGAUGGAGUGUGACUAGAGAUCCAAGAAUUCAUAAUCACUUUUUUUGCCACUGUCACAAGGUUCAUCAGAAAAGGAAUCGAGAGUUAGACACCCCCAAUUUCCAAUUGUCAAAUGAUCGAAAAGUAGGGGACUAGGGUCCAAAUUUACAUGUAGUGCUAGAGUGGAGUUUAUAUAAGAAACUACUUUAUACCAAAACUUUUUAAUUUUUCUGCAGUUCCAUAUAUUAUGAAAUAUUGUCGCUGAGGGAGCACCACACUUUGGACAUCGUCCAGAUACGUCCUCCAUGUAGUGCUUUCUCUGACCUUGGGCCACAUAUGCUCUAAAAAGCAUUUUGACAUGAACCUCCUGUAAGACGGAGGCUCUUAGUGUCCUAAGGGUUCUGUCAUAAUAUUUAAAUAAGGUAUUGUCCUUUAAUAAAGAUGGUAUAUCCUUAAACCAG
Molecule: messenger RNA, 6041 nt
Organism: Pseudophryne corroboree (corroboree frog)
Lineage: Eukaryota; Metazoa; Chordata; Amphibia; Anura; Myobatrachidae
Product: gastrula zinc finger protein XlCGF48.2-like
Exons: 7
Coding region: 1-2529 (842 amino acids)
Biological process (GO): regulation of transcription by RNA polymerase II
Cellular component (GO): transcription regulator complex; PcG protein complex; chromatin
Molecular function (GO): RNA polymerase II cis-regulatory region sequence-specific DNA binding; DNA-binding transcription factor activity, RNA polymerase II-specific
Source: RefSeq, a predicted model, not a curated record